AUGACGGUAAACUCAUCUCAGAGUUCAUUCUUGGUGUUCAGUGCCUAUUUUGACAGCGGGCAUUUGAAAUAUUUAUUUUUUGUGAUCGUUAUGUCUUUAUAUUUUUUAAUCAUUACUGCCAAUGUCCUGCUGAUUGUGGUUAUCUGUGUGAACAGAAGCUUACAUGAACCUAUGUACAUGUUUCUGUGCAGCCUGUUUGUGAAUGAGCUGUAUGGUAGUACAGGGCUGUUUCCGUCCCUCCUGCUUCAGAUCCUCUCUGAUGUUCACACUGUUUCUGCUCCUCUCUGCUUCCUGCAGAUCUUCUGUGUGCACACAUAUGGAACUGCAGAGCUUGCUAACUUAGCCGUCAUGUCUUAUGACAGAUAUCUUGCAAUAUGUUUUCCUCUUCAAUAUCACACACGUAUGAGUCCAUGCAAGGUAUCCAUGCUCAUUGUUCUAACGUGGUUUUCCUCAUUUCUUGUAAUCACUGUUUUGAUUUCUCUGAGUGCUCCUCUGCAGCUGUGUGGGAACAUCAACAAAGUGUACUGUGACAACUACUCCAUUGUUAAACUGGCCUGUUCUGACACCACAGUCAAUAACAUCUAUGGACUCAUUUCCACUCCUCUCGUUAUCCUAUGCCCUGUAUCUCUGAUUCUCUACACCUACAUGAGGAUCCUUAAAAUCUGUUUUUCUGGAUCCAAACAGACCCGACAGAAAGCCGUCAGCACCUGCACGCCUCACCUCGCUUCUCUGCUCAACUUCUCUUUCGGCUGCUUUUUUGAAAUUCUGCAGAGCAGGUUUAACAUGAACAGUGUACCCAGCAUGCUGAGGAUAUUUUUAUCAUUAUACUUUCUAACAUGUCAACCUGUAUUCAACCCUUUAAUGUAUGGACUGACCCUGUCCAAAAUCUCUCUCACCUGCAAAAAACUACUCUGUGCUGACAUAUGGAGCAGCAAACCCUUCCGGCACCAGGAUGACAGUUUUUCUGCCAUCUUUCCUGCCUUUGCAAAGCACCAGCUUUUCCACCACCAUCCAAUGCUUGAAGAUGAUCCUGAUAUCACAAAUGGUAACAUACUGGGUGAAGGUGGGGAGAGUGGAGGACAGGGAGAUGUGAUUAAAGUCCCCAGAGAUCAGGAAAAGGGCCUGAGGGUGCUGUGUUUGGAGUCUGCUGGUUACAGUCGGACCUCCACGCGCUCUCCGGACAAAGACGCUGUAAAAAAUGUAAUAACGAACACCAUUGUCCAUAGAAUUCUGAGCUCCAUUGUGGGGGACAGCAGUCCACAAUAGAAAAACAAAAACAAUAAACACAAACAACAAAGAAACAUAUAUUAAAGAGAAAAAGAAGGAUUUGUUCAGGUCGGAGCUGCUGAUACUGGCUGCCAGCUCGGAGCAGCACCGGAAGUGUCUUUAAGGUCAUUAACAUAAGAUGGGGCCUGAUUAUUUAAAUCCUGUGAGGAGCAGGAUUUUGAAUUCAAUUCUGGAUUUAACAGGAAGCCAGCAGAGACAAACUGAUACAGACCAGAAAGGAUACAAAAAAGUAUCACUAGUUGUCAAAACCCGGGGCACAGGAGUCCAAAACAAAACACAAUGGCAGGCUCCAUGCCACGAUGGCGAUGGAGACAAAGCAUCCUCAGGCAGCUUGGCAGGUGGUCAGCGGCAGCAUGGGCAAAGAUCCUUGAAUGACUUGGCAGGUGGUUGGCCGCGGCCUGGGUGAAGACAGUUUGGCAGGCGCAAAUGGUGCAGGAUGUGGCUUGGCAAGUGCAGGCAGUGCAGGAUGUGGCAUGGCAGGCACAAGACGUGCAGGACUCGGUGUGGCAGGCUUGGCAAGUACAGAACCAGAUGACACUAAGACCUCUCGCUGAGACAUGGCUGGGCCAGAUGACAUGAAAACCUCUGGCUCGCAAAAGGCUCUGAUUGCUCUGGCUGGGGCUUUGCAGCGCUUGCAGGCACAGAAACUAGUUGGACAAUAACCUCCCCAAAACCCAACAGUUACAGGUGCAGAAGGGGACUGGGUCUCAGCUACCCUCGCCCUGGGACCUGGCACAGGUGCAGGCACCCGGCACAGGUGCAGAAACCCACUGAACCCAAGCCACCCCCACCCGUGGAACUAGUCCGGGUGCUAAGGCGGACUGGGUCUUGGCUAACCUCACCCUGGAAGCUGGCACAGGAAAAAGAGAUGGCUUAGUAUUGGCCUCAUGUUUGACCCAUACAAACAUCAGUCUUUGAAGAGGUUAGCUCAGCGAGAGAAAACACAGACUACAGAAAAAUUUGCUGUAGGUAGCUAGACAUAGUGCUUGGAGCAGCCGGCACAACACUUUUACAGGCAGGUUCAAAACACAGCACACAAAGAGCAGAUUCAAAGUCUUUAGACUGACAAACAUAAGGAUCAGUCUCUGAUUGACAGCCAGUCUAAUCCUAAGGGAAAUCCCAGAAUGUGGCAGACAAGUCAUGAUUCUGAGUCCUGCUUGACAAACUCAGGAGCAGAGAGUUCAGUACUGUCACUUGCCGGUUUGUCUGGGAACUUAGCCUAUAUCUGUCAUGGCACAGGCCGUCAGAAACAGGAUGGACCCAUGGGGCACGUUAAAAACACAGACACUGGAAUUGAUCGAUGGUCAAAGAGACCGUAACAGAGGAGAGUGGUAUCAGCGUGGGGUUUAAACGGUCUGCAAGAUUAUCCAAUGACACUGAUUCCCAGUAGCUUACUUGUCUGCCGGCACAUGUAGUAAAUUUGGAGAAGGUCUGGUUGAGUUUGAGGUAUUCCAAUCCGUGAAGAAGUCCAAUUGCAAGUGCAGAGAGGCAAGCAGGUGAGAAGAAUGGAGUCUAUACCGGAGUGAGCGUGGAGAAUACAGCAGUAAAAAUCCAGUGACCGAGUGGAAGGAGAAAUGUAGAUGGUGAAGUGAGUAAUCCAUGGACACAACUAAGCACAAGAGAAACAAGGUAAGUACAAGCAUGAGAUUCAAUGAAGUACAUGAGUUGGCUGAACUAACGCUGGGUAGCUGAUGAUAUGGCAAAGAGUUGUUGUGUGUGCUGGUCUUAAAUACUGUAGCUCCUAAUCAGCCCCAGAUGCAGCUCCCAGGAAAAAAACUAGGUCGACUCUGCCCAGAGGAGCAGAAACAUGACACCAAUAUUUGGUGAGGAAUGCAGCACAUUUGCCGACCAAUGAGCACCUCUAGAGUGGGGAGAGCUCAUUCAAAAGAAAGCAAUCCUACAUAUUUAUUUGAUAUGUGCAUUGAAGGACAUAUCCUGGUCAAAAAUGACUC
Molecule: messenger RNA, 3239 nt
Organism: Maylandia zebra (zebra mbuna)
Lineage: Eukaryota; Metazoa; Chordata; Actinopteri; Cichliformes; Cichlidae
Source: RefSeq, a predicted model, not a curated record